This is a messenger RNA of Cucurbitaria berberidis CBS 394.84, 2717 nucleotides long. RefSeq lists its product as uncharacterized. The record is from RefSeq and is a predicted model, not a curated record. Gene Ontology annotation, cellular component: transcription factor TFIIF complex; nucleus. Gene Ontology annotation, biological process: transcription initiation at RNA polymerase II promoter; positive regulation of transcription elongation by RNA polymerase II. Gene Ontology annotation, molecular function: TFIIF-class transcription factor complex binding; DNA binding; RNA polymerase II general transcription initiation factor activity. The transcript has a single exon. The coding region runs from base 132 to 2231 and encodes 699 amino acids. Lineage: Eukaryota; Fungi; Ascomycota; Dothideomycetes; Pleosporales; Cucurbitariaceae.
ACCCUCCUCCUCCGACUCUUACUGUCUUCAACAAAGCCUGGCAGGCCUCAACACGGUCUUUAUCUCCCGACCCUCGCUCCCUCUCGCAUUCUUCUCCAUAGCCUUAGCAACUACACCCAACCACGCUCGCUAUGAACGGAAAUGCACCGGCGCCUCUUGCGCCCGCAGCACCUACAGCUGCGAAUGGCCAGCCGCCAGUCCGCCGCCGUCGCCCGCGUCCCCAGGCCGACCCUUUAUUAAAACCGCGUCGGCCACUGCAGAACAUCACCCGGCCUCUGGUGUCUCUGACGCAGAUGAACGAGAGCAAGAAGCCCGCGCCCGGCUCGACUGUCAACGACGGCACUCAGACCCAGGACGCGCUGCGGCACGAGUUCCUCGCUCAAGGCGCCCGCGCCUUCCCCUUGGUCGUGACGCGCCGCGACCUGAAAGAGCUGCGACACCACGUCAUGCGUCUACAGAGUAAAGACCGCAUCGACAUCGCAAGCAAGGAGCAGUUCACGGCGCCAAUCCGCCUCCACCGUCGAGACCCCCGUGCGCCGCCAAGUGGAGCAGGCUCCCAUUUCGAAGAGGAGGAAACAAAGGAAGACCUCGAAGAGAUCAAGGAGCGCGAACGCAUCGAGCAGCAGAAAGAAGAGCGCCGCAAGGUUCGCGAAGAGAACCAGGCUAAGAUUGCGCCUACGGGUACAAAGCCAAAUGCUUUCCAGAAGAAGACAGAGCAGAAGUACCGGCCCGAUGAUACACCCGAGGCGAAGAAGCGACAGCUGCUGCGCUACGAAGAGACACUUCCUUGGCAUCUAGAAGAUUUCGAGAACAAGCAGACAUGGGUUGGCACCUACGAAUCCGAGCUUUCCGAGGCUCACGUUAUGCUCUCCACCAGCAACCCCAACGACCCGCACAAUAGUGCCAUCCAGUUAAAACCCUUGGAGCGCUGGUAUAGGUUCAACGUCAAAGGCAAAGUUAAGCCCGCGGGUGAUGAUCUCGACAAGGUCAUGUACAAAGUCGAGAACGUACCUGGAUUCCUCAAGAACAUCGAGAGGCGCGCCGAAAGACGAGAGGCCGAUGCUGAGAAGGCGCGAAACCGCUAUGGGCUGAGCACCCGUGUGGGUGGUGGUGCCGAUGACGAGGGCAGGAUCCGGAGAGUGCGCAACGACGACGAAGGCGGCUAUGUCAAGCGUGAAGCAGAUGCCGACGAUAUUGACUUCAAUCUCGAAGAAGACUUUGCCGACGAUGAAGAAGGUCUCAACGGCCUCUUCGAGGGCGAGGAACAAGACGUCAAGGAAGCUUCUGAAAAGCUAAAGCGAGACCAACUUCAAGCCGCCCUUUGGGAACGCCCAGACGAGCAAGAACUACAGCGGAAAGAAGAGCAGGAGCGCAAAUUAGCUGACGAGUUGAAGGCUAUGGAGAAGAUCACGAGAAAAACACUGGCGAAGCGCGAGAAGCAGUACGACUACCUAGACAGCGACCAGGAGAACCCCUAUUUGACACAAAGUGAAUCCGACACCGACUCCGAAACAGAGAGACAGCGGGCUAAAGAGGAAGAAGAGAAAAAGAAAGCAGCCGAACAGAAUGGCAAAGCCCCCGAUGGCGGUAACGCUCCGUCUGGCACGUCCUCCAAGGGCUCCAACACCCCAUCAGGGAGCCACAAACCCGUUGAUAGCAAGAGCAAGAAACGACCUGGCUCUCCUAACCUCUCAGAAGCUAGUGGCAACGAGUCGUCAAGGAAGAAGCACAAGAAGAACCGCGACAAGCUUGCCGAUGGCUCACGCAAAUCAUCGCUCGCGAACCUCAAGGGUGCUGCAUCUGGUAGUGACAGUGAGAUGACGGAUGCCGGCAAGAUCAAGAGAAAGAAGGAGAGGAAAGACAAGAAUAGGAUUGUUCUUGGCGGAUCUCCCAGCGGCAGCCCUGGCACUAGUCGUGCAGGCAGCCCGACAGCCUCAUCCCAGCUAAAUGGCAGUCGCGCUGGAAGUCCUAGCUCCGCGAGCAAACCUGCCAUUCCCUCCGCUAAAGAGAUCUACGAUUCGCUUCCUCCUCAGGGCAUGAACAUCCAGAAUCUGAUAGCAAAUUUCAAGGGCCGCGUUGACAAGACUAACAGCCAACUGUUCAUCAAGCUUGUCAAGGCUGUCUCCAGCUUUGACAAGCAGAAGAGCUGGUUGACGCCUUUGGAGAAGAUGCCGUCUGAGGAGCAUAUCAGCGCCUUCAUGUCUGCAACGAAUCAGCCCAAGGCCACAUAGAAUGGGCGGUCAUGGGUGUGAGCCAAAUCGAUAAAUUGUGAAUAUCGUGGGGGCAUUUUGGAGUGGCUUCUAGCCUAGGUUAUGUGCAAAUCUUUUAAAGGUCAUCUUCACAGGGGUGCAGGUUUUCUUAUCCCCAUAUUUAUAGAUUAACCUUCCCUCCUGUGUAGUGGAAGACAUGCGGUUCUGGAACAAUCUGGAUUCAUGAACGUCGCAUACCCAAAUAUUUUCCUGUAAAAAGAACUACCUUUGCCCAGUAAUGAUCAAGCGGCCUUUGCACAUAAUCUAGUCGACACUAAAUUAAGGACUGCAGACAACUAAGGUUGAGAUUUCACUUUUGUGGGGGUCUUAAUAGCGCACCUUUAACUGGUGACAUUAUCUUCUAUGUUAUUGACUAGUAUUGUAACUAAUGAAUUAAUUCGCCUCGUCGCUAUAGCUGCGCGAUACUUUAACCCUAGCUAGUAAGUUGACAAAUUGGAUAGAAAGGCA